This is a messenger RNA of Opisthorchis viverrini, 255 nucleotides long. RefSeq lists its product as hypothetical. The coding region runs from base 1 to 255 and encodes 84 amino acids. The transcript has 2 exons. The record is from RefSeq and is a predicted model, not a curated record. Lineage: Eukaryota; Metazoa; Platyhelminthes; Trematoda; Opisthorchiida; Opisthorchiidae.
AUGUCAGCUGGAGCCAACAUUGCUACUUCAUUGGAAUCUGGCAAGCCGCGUAUUAAGACAACUUUUGACUCACUGCUCCCUCGGACGCAUUCGGAGUGCGACGACGAAAUUGCCUUGUCCCCGGAAAAGCAAACAACACUUAUUGAGGACCCCGGUGGUCGUAUGAAAUUUUUAGCCAAGAGGACACUUUCCAUAUCUUUAACAAAUUACGUAGCACCAGGAAACGAACGUGGUUGGUCUUGUAUUGGAGGCUAA